This is a messenger RNA of Stomoxys calcitrans (stable fly), 13429 nucleotides long. It is a transcript of the gene stol, whose product is annotated as voltage-dependent calcium channel subunit alpha-2/delta-3. Gene Ontology annotation, cellular component: voltage-gated calcium channel complex. The record is from RefSeq and is a predicted model, not a curated record. The transcript is spliced from 18 exons. Gene Ontology annotation, molecular function: voltage-gated calcium channel activity. Lineage: Eukaryota; Metazoa; Arthropoda; Insecta; Diptera; Muscidae. Bases 3174 to 6956 code for a protein of 1260 amino acids.
GCGUGAACCCUUCGAAUGUGGAUGUCUUUCGUAACCAAGACGACACCAUAUCUGUAUGAAUAAGAAAAUUAAAAAAGAGAAUACAAAUGGCAAACAAAAUAAUGUGAAGUGACUUCAGUUUGAGUGAAACGUAGAAAUUUCUAAACCAAGAAUUUAAUUAUUGCUAAAGCAUUAAUCAUAUCCAUGUGAUUCGAAAUAUUGAAGGAAGGCAAGAACGAAUUUGAUACUCGCGCUGGAGUCUAAGCAAGAAAAUUUUUUCUCUGCCUUGUUCUUUGGUGCUUCUUCUUCCACUUCGUUGGUGGAGGAAUUUUUGUAUCCACCUUAAAAUGGAAAUUGUAUAGAAAAAUUUUGUGAAGUGAGAAAAAAGCAAACACACUGAAGAAGAGAAAUUUUGAAAAAAAGAAAUCUAAAGCUUUGAGUGUCGUGUGCAGUCCCACUAAGUGUAUGUUCUUUUGUAUGAAAAAAGAAAAAAAUCCAAGAAGUUUUUUCGAACGAAAGCAAAAAAUCUCUAUACACCACAAUUCUUCCUUAUAUUGUAAUAUAAUCAUCAUCAUUAUCAACAUCGUCAUAUCAUCACAUCGUCGUUGUCGUUGUCGUCGUUCUAGCAGGCAUAUCUACUCCAUACACUAAAAUAACGGGACAGAGACAUGCAAGCAUAGCGCAUAACGAAUGCCGUCGUUGUCGUUUACGUUGUUGUCGUCGCCGUCAUCGAAGUCGUUGUUGUUGUCAUUGCCGUCGAUGCCGUUAUCGUCGUAGUAGUAGUAGUAGAAACGUGUCGCGUAGACGAGCCUUUUCAUUCCAUUACACACUUCGGGCCGCGUGGUACAAUCCCCACCAACCUCCCCCAAAACAUAAAUAAAACAAAAAACAAAUCAUAAGAACAGCAUACCCACACUCACACAGAGCGAGAGCAGAAAGAGAGAAAAUACACCGAGUAACCGUAAUUGGUAGUGUAACGUAACGCCGUAGUAUCCGAAGGUAUUUGAAUAACGUGCUGUACGGCUUUAGAUAAGCCGACUUUUUUAAGGGAUAUUUAUUGUACAAUCCCAACUCCCAGGCCCACACCCGCCACACACCUUCAUCGGCAUUGCUUGUAAUCGUUCUCUCACCCGCAUGCAUGUUUGUGUGUGUGUGGGAGCGCGUAAAUUUAUGUGAUUACAAAGCUGUCAAUACUCUUUGAAGUCGAUAAGGAGAUGCAAGGUUUUCCACCCUUAUCACCGCCGACCAUUUCUUAGUCAUCAUCAAGAGCGUAUUCGUUUGGCUUUAAGCCAUCCAUUUGACCAAAAAGAGCAGCAGCAGUAACGAAGUCUUUCGAAAAUCUACAUAUCCGAAUGGAGAAUAUUCUCAUUCGAUAAGCAAAGCGGAAGUUGCAGUUAUUCCGAAAGAGAAACCCCACAACGCAUAUUUUCCAACAUAUCAAUGGACUUAAACAUUUCGAAAAUACAUUAAAAAAGAGAAAAGCUGUCAAUAACACUAUUUACAAUAAAUAAUCAAAAAUAAGUAAAUUUAAAUAAAAAAAAAAAACAAAAAAACAAAAAAUAUACCAGCAUCAUCAUCAUCAAAAGUGAAAGAAAACAAAAACAAUACGAUGAUGGCAAAAUGUAAAAUAAAUAAAAUUGCACAUCCAACGUUUAAUAGUCGUAAUCAGCAACAGCUACAGCAACAAAUGCGAUUACCCAGUGACAAACUAGUGAACACGGGCCAUUAAUUACGUCGACAAAUAAAUUGCAUUGCACUAAAGAAACAGUGGGUGGAGACUAACACAAAAUAAAUAAAACGGAAAUACAAACAAAAUUGUCAAUAAAUUGUUUGAAAACGAUCAGUUAUAAAUAAACACCACCUCUCACCAUCUAAACAGCGAUGACCAUAGACACAGACACAGUGUUAGCGACCAACUUCGUCUAGAACAGCGCCAUUUCCGGUUAAAUAGAUAGAGGUCAUUUGCAUUUGAAAGCAAGGAGGCUGGGACUAUAGUCGAAAUUUGAAACGAUUGCCAGACAGGAAGGACGAAAGUCACAACAAUUCAACAUUCGUUCGUCUAUGUUUGGGUCAUUGCCUAGCAGCAUAUGAGUACUCGUGCAUAGAACAAAAAAAAAAAAAAAAGAGCAGAAAACGAAAACAGUACUAAGUGUGUAUGUAUGUGCGUGUGCAUUAUAACGGCUAUUUUUACAGUUAAUCAAAAUCAAUCCCGAAAAAAGUUUCAGCCAAUAAAGCCAAGCGCCCAAGGAACAGAACAAAGAAUAAUCGCGUAAAGUACAACACCACACGGUUGUUAAAACCAUAAAAAAAAUAAAACAACAAUACCAAAAACAACGGAAGAGCCAAAUAAUAACCAUGUCGCAGUGAAUGGAACCGGUAGGAGAGCACUAGCACCAAAACGUCACAAAUAGUGAAACAGAGAAAAAAAAUAAAAUAAAACAAAAGGCGGUGAAUUAAAUACAUAAAAAUAGUAUCAGCAACAGUGGAAACGAAAACCGUGAUUCCUAUCUACAUUGGCCUCUUUGGCGCGCUCCAACAUAUCACAAUACGCUCUACAUACCCAAUCACUCACUUACUCUUUCCCUCUCUUCAUAUCUCUCUCUCUCUCUCUCUCUCUCACUCUCCCUCCCUUACUCUUUACCUUUCGCGUCCCCUUGGCCUGUUGUUUUAUAUCACUUAUACGCAGCGCGUUUUUGCUUUAUUUUGCUGCAUGGCAGUGUUGUAAAACGUCGCAUUAGUGCCACAUUAUUGGGUUAAAACCCAUAAAAAAAUCAUUGUUGUAAUCGAGCCUCUAUGCCUGCGCGUGUGUGUGUGUGUUUGUGUAUUCGUGUAACAGCAAUACCUUUGUACAACAGCAACAACAAUAGCAAGCACUGUUAUUGAGUUGGGCUAAUAGUUCAUAGGUCGUUUUAUUCGAUUCAAAAACAAACGAAAAAGGGAAAAUAACAAAAACUCAUUGUACCGUUGUACAGAGAAAAAAAAAAAAAAAAUAAAAUAAAAGAACAUCAACAGCAACAAAAGCAAUCAUUGAUUCCAUUUGAUGCCCCCUUAUCACUGAUUGGUUUUGUUUUUGUCAUCGCCAACGUCAUCGUUAAGCCCCACCACGUUGGUUUCGGUGGCUCAUCAACAGAAUCAGCACCAACACCAACACCAGCACUAGCAGUACCAUCAUCAGACAUCAUCGUCUCGUCAUAAUGGAGCGUAAACAAAUUUGUGUACUCACCCUAAUUUUGGCUCUUUUGAUUUUCAAACUAAACAUUUUCACCGUCACGGGUGAUCAGGAUGAGGACAUACCACACAAUGAAGUUCGAAAUUGGGCAUUAAAGUUUGGUGUGGAUUUAUGGGAAUUUGGAAGACAGUUUACAAAAAUGAACGAAAUCAAAAGCCGAUUUAAAGACAACGAUGUCGAAGUUAAGCGAAAGGAUGGUAUUAUCCUUCUACGUGAACUGGCGGCAGAGGUUAAAAAUUUCAUGGACUUCAAACGCAAUGCAGUGAUGCGCAUCAUGGAUUCAGCGGAACAAGCAGCGCUCUCAGAGCUCGACGCUCAGGGUUCACACUCAGCGACGGCGAAUAAUCAGCAUUAUGAUGCGCGACGCAUUAACGAAUACAAUUCGGAUGGUAAACUGGCCGAUGGAGCACGUCAUAUGGAUAUUCGUUUUAUGCGACGCUUCGAACGACUACCCGUCAAUCUCAGUCUAAGUUCGAUUCUGGUGCCGAAUGGCGUCUCUCUCGAUGAUGGAGACGUAAAGGCUGCUCUGCAGUGGAGUGCCCAUUUGGACCCACUGUUCCAGAACAACUUGGAGCGAGAUCCGGCAUUGUCGUGGCAAUACUUCGGCUCUACAUCGGGAUUUCUGAGGCGUUUUCCUGGGACAGCUUGGCCACCGGAGGGUUCGAAGGGCAGUAAACAAAUCAACGAUUUUCGUACGCACAAUUGGUUUGUGCAGGCGGCCUCUUCGCCCAAGGAUAUUAUGAUCUUGCUCGAUUCUUCAUCGAAAAUGUCAGAGAAAUCCUUUGACUUGGCAAUGGAAACUGCCUUCAACAUUUUGGACACCUUGGGCGAAAAUGAUUAUGUCAAUUUGGUUACAUUAACAGACUUGUCAAAAUCGCCUGUACCCUGUUUUAAAGAUCGUAUGGUACGGGCCACUCCGGACAAUCUGUUGGAAAUCAAAUCGGCUGUGAAGGCGGUAAAACUGGGAGGUACUGUCAAUAUCACAGCUGGUCUCGAAUAUGCCUUUAGUUUACUCCAUAAGUACAAUCAAUCCGGAGAAGGCAGUCAAUGCAAUCAGGCCAUUAUGUUAAUUACGGAAAGUUCCUCAGAGUCUCAUAAGGACAUAAUCAAACAGUACAACUGGCCCCAUAUGCCCGUUCGAAUUUUUACUUAUUUAAUUGGUUCCGAUUCUGGCAGUAGAAGUAAUCUGCACGAAAUGGCCUGCUCGAAUAAGGGAUUCUUUGUGCAAAUAAACGACAUGGAAGAUGCUCGCCGUAAAGUCAUCGACUAUGCCCUUGUCAUGGCCAGACCCAUGAUUAUGUAUCAGGCUGACCAUCCAGUCCACUGGAGUCCGGUCUUUGUGGCUGGGAAAUCGGGGGGUCUAGCUCGUGACUCGGAAUAUCAACGUCGUUUGGUGACGACAGUUUCAACUCCGGUCUUCGAUAGACGCAACCAUUCGGUACGUGUGGCUAAUCUGCUGGGCGUCGUUGGCACUGAUGUACCGAUCGAGGAGAUCCGCAAAAUGAUACCACAACAUAAAUUGGGACCGAAUGGAUAUUCGUUUAUCGUUGAUAACAAUGGCCGUGUACUGUAUCAUCCUGAUUUACGUCCCAUGAGUGAUGGCAAUCAGUAUAUUGAUCAAUUGAGACCACGGUAUACGUCAGUCGAUAUCACGGAGUUGGAAUUGCCGGAAACCGAAAUUGGUAAUGAUCAUGAGAUUGUUGAAAUGAAUAAGAAUCUUCUGUAUGAUAUGCGUAGUGAUAUGAUUAUGCCCAAAGAGGGUGAAACUGAAUUCACUAUUCUAACCCAUUAUGAUGAUAUGAAGAGAGUCUAUGCUAGAUCGCAGAGAUAUUUUUAUGGCCCCAUUGAGGAUACGCCAUUUACGCUCGCUGUUGUCUUGCCCGAAAAGUAUGGAACCCAUGAACUGUUCUCUCAACAAGAGAUAAGGCAUUCUAGAAAAAAUGUAACUGAAUACUUUAAGGGUGACAAUUGGCGUGUGCAUCCCGACUGGGUGUACUGCGAAUACAACAGCGUAAGCGAUUUAGAAAAGGAACGGGAAAGUUCCGGUGAAUAUUCCAAUUCUAGGGAUCAAGAGCCUAGUUUUGGUUCACCUGAAGAACAGGUGUUGCACUUUCUGUCAAGAGCUGGGCGACCCGGUUGGAAAUGGAUGUCGGUACGACCCAAAUCUCCCCAACCGCAUCACAGUAUGCAUGGUGCAACACCUGUGGGUCAUUUUGCCCAACACAUGAAUGUACAAGGUUCUCGCAAGGCUGAACCCUACUAUUGCGAUCGAACCUUGCUACAGAGUUUGGUGCGAGAUGCCAUGGUCACCGAUGGUCUGGAUCGUAAUUCAACGGGAGCUCCAAAUGGCAAGGAAGAUAAAAAUCCUAUCGCCACUUUGAUGGCAAUAUUGAAAAGGCAAGGAUAUCAAAAAUUUGUGGUCACCACUUCAUUUGUUGCCACGCGUUCUGGACUUCUACGAUGGAUUGAUCACAUAAAACCAGCAGAUGAUUCACCGGAACCACAUUUCAGCGAAGAAAAUGCCCGAGCCAUGGAUAUGUCCUGGUACAAACGAGCUGUGGAUCAACAUAGCAUAGAGCAGGACAGCUUUGUCUACAGUGUUCCUUUCGGUUCCGGCUACAAUGGCAAAACCAAUGGCACUUUAGUAACAGCAUCUCACUCCAUAUUUGUGGAACAUCGUGGCCACAAGGCACCAGCAGCGGUAGUGGGCUUACAAUUUCAGCAUGACUCACUGGCCAAACAUUUUAUCAACAUCACAUCAGCGUGUACUGGCAUGACUGGUUGCAAGCGCACUUGCGCCUCAGAUAAUCUUGACUGCUAUGUACUCGAUAACAGUGGCUUUGUGAUUAUAUCCGAAGAUGCUGAACACACUGGAAAAUUUUUUGGCCAGAUUGAUGGCACUAUCAUGGAUUCUUUGGUCCAGGAUCGCAUUUAUAAAAGAGUAACAGUCAACGACUACCAGGGUGUAUGCUCGAACUCGGACAAUCCUUAUACCGCUUGUGGAGGAAUAGUCAAACCAAAUCGUGUUGCCUCUUGGCUCUUACAAUAUUUUGUUUCGUUGACCAGCACAUGGUUGGCAUUUUUGCCAACACCUCUGAACGCCUGGCCGCAGGAUGAUUACAGCUAUAAUGAGGAAAAUUUUGAAGAACCCACAUAUUCAGAUGACUAUGAAACAUUUGAUGAGGACUAUAUAUCACCAGUGGAUGAAGAAAUGGAUGAACUAUUUACCACCGCCGAUGUGGAAUACACUACACCACCGCCGAAACAGCAUAAGCCCCAUGUGGGACCACGCUCAAAUCCUGAUCCCUCCAAUGCUCGACGUUGCGAUUUGCGCACCGAUUUGUAUAUGCUGCAGCCUGAGAGAUUAAGUCAAGGUGGCCAGAAUAAUCCUUUGAAGGGAAAACUAACAAAUUGCCAUGUAUCGGGCUGUGAACGCCCUUUCAGUGUCCAAAAGAUUCCUCAUAGCAAUUUAAUUCUAUUGGUGGUGGACACAUUAUGUCCAUGUGGGUCAAAGCAAUUGGAUAUUGAGCCCAUGGAGGAGUCCGGCAUUGUUGGAGCCUGCAGUACCCGCCGUCAAUCACAAGAAACACAAAAACGACGAAGACCUAAAAAAUGCAUAAACUAUCAUCCGGAAGAAAUCGAAAUACAACAGUGCGGUCGGGGAGCACAUCUGCUUCAGACACCAGCCUCCCUGUUUACAGCCCACAUUGUCAUGAUACUUGUGAGUAUCCUGUUAACAAAUGCGUGAUACUAAGGACUGGGAUUUGCUCGCUUGCAGUAAGCUCAGCCUUAUUGACAACAGAAACCACAACAACAGAACUUUGUAUACUUUUUUUCGGUUUUCACUAGACAACGCAAAAACAUACAUAAGAAGUACGUACACUGAAAGAAAAAACAAAAACAUUGACAAAAGCAAGGCAUACAAGUAGCGGUACAUACAUUCUCACUCCCCAAAGAAAAAAAGCCCACAGCAGAGACAAUUAAAGUUUUUAAAUGUAAUUUUCGUUAUUUUUCUGUUCUCCCAUAAUGUCUCAAAGGGUUAUAAUUAUUAUUUUUUUUUUUUGGGAGAGUUGGCGAAUUGUGUGGAAAUGUAUUUUGAAACUAUUUUGAAUGAAGUCCUUUUGAUUUUGAUUGGCUUUUAAGGCCUCUGACAGGAAGCUAAGCAAAACGAAGAAGACGAUGAAACCUAAGAGAAUUUAUUAAGUAAACUUAAUGAGAUUUGUAAACUAAGUUUUGUUAGAUGAAUUGAAAUUAAAUUAAUUGCAAAAACGAAUGAAUCACACACAGAGAGGAUAUAGGAAAACCUACAGUAAAUCGAUUAUGUAAUUGUACCUACAAAACAUACAAAAAAAAAAUGAAAAACCACAACAUAACAACAACUACAAAAACAAAACUCAAUAAGAGAGAUUUAUAACAAAACAAUUCAUCAUUAGUUUAAUAUGUAAUAAUACUUAGUAAUUUAUUUAGAAAUUAGUUGCAACCAAAUAUGUUUUAGAACGUAACUUAAUCCAUUUUGAUGGUUAGCGGCGAAAGGAAAAAACACAACUUGCCGUUAUUAGAGAGGAAUACUUGCUACCUACAAUGAUUUCGAAUGAUGUAACUGAUGAUGUUAUUAUGCUAUACUUUUAUUUCGAGUAUUGUUAUUCACUUUUUAUAUGAAUGUAAAAAUUCAUGUUACAAUAAAAUUGCUAACGAGCUUUUGGUCGAAUAGAACUACGAGUACAGUUCCAAAUAUCGAGAAUAUUGUUAUCUUUGGCAAAGACUUAAGUGUUCGUUCAACCGGUUUCUGGCUCGGAUAUAAAUUUCUAAAGGAAUGGUGGUUCAACAUACACCAAUUAAUUGAACAUUUGGGGCCUGUCUCACUAAGCUGAGUGACUUGUUAUGAGAAAGAAUGGUAGUCAUUCACUCUCGAGUGAGUAUGGGUUUCAGUAGCUAGUAUAUAAAUGUAGCCAGACCUACAGUUAAAAAAAAAAACUAACAUUUGGCAAAGAAAUCGCUAAAACACGUCAAAAACAGAAAAGUGAUCUUCACUAAUCGGAGCAGUUGGCAUAAUAUGUAAAAAAAAAAAUAAAAAUAAAUAAAUAAAAGCGAAUGCCUUAAACGCUCGCCGUUCUUUAGAGGAAAGGAAACAUAUUGCAUAUUUCAGAGGCGGUGAUUUAAAAAAAGAAAAGGAAACUGCCCGAAAAAAGAAAGAAAAGAAAACUCCUCCAAAUGCUCUCAAAAUGUCCUGAAACCAAUAGGCAUAAGAUUUAUAACAAAUGUUCAAUAAACUUUUCACAAAUGUUUAUUAAAAUUUUCACACGUUACUAUUUUCGGCUCAGGGAUGAACGUUAUUGAUAUUAAGAUGAGUUCCUAUCAAUCAUCAAUAUCAUUGACGUCAAUACAACCAUAGUGAAAUCCGACUACAAAGUAAAUGGCUAAUGCCUUCUUUCGCAUUGUCACUCACCCGAUUAAUCGUUUUUCUGCUUCUUAUUGGGACGCAAAUCAGCUGUUUGUUUGAUAGCUUGCGAGUGAAUGGAAGCAAUAAACUUAGUGGGACAUGCUGUUAGUUUUCAUAUGUCCAAACUUAGAAGUUAAUCUGCGAUAAAAGCCCUUAUAAAACAGCAUAAUUUUAUAAGUGUUCGUCAAGGCCACACUAUGAUCAAAGUUCGAGUUGCCCCCAUCUUUUUACUUAUUUGUUACAUAUUGCAACGCUUUCUAGCAAUAAAUUGAUUUUUUCAACAAGGCAUAUUUGCUCUCUAGUUUAUUAUUUUUAUUUAUUAUUAUAUUAAUUAGUGCAAAUUACAUUAGCUUGCAAACGUUUUAUUUUCAAUUCAAAUAAGACCUUGGGAACUAGUACGAAAAACUCAACGUAAAGUCGGCAUAGAAAACGUUGACCAUAGAAACUAUAACAGGAAAACCGACAAAAAUUCUACAAGCGUAUGGCAAAAUCUUUUUUAAUGUACCUAACUCAAAUAAACAAAAAUGGCGUAUGGAAUAUACAGCACUCAAUCAAGUUUAUUUUGAUUUUAAACUACAAAAGUUGCAACUCAUUCAUUCAUAACGCACCCCAGUUUAUAUUCUAUGGAAGCGUUUAAACUUGGCAUAUGCAAUGUUAUUCUACAUUACUUCACAAUAUUUAGGAAUAAAACAAUCUUUGCCACUUUGGAAGUACAUAAAAUGCUGUCCCUUCAGAAUUACUUCCAACUAAUUUUGCUGGGUUCUUGCAAAUAAUACAAUUGGUUCUUCAUAAAUAAAAUCAUUAUGCAGGGGAUUUAACUGGUUAUUCAUUAUUUAUAUGUAAUUUUUAAAGGAAUAUCCUUUUAAUUUUAAAAUAGAUGGUCCAUAUUUAAAAGAAUACCAAAUCAAACUAAUAUUGUAACGCAAUUAACACUUUACAGUAAGAGUUGCAGCCGGAUUUAUGGUUCACGUCAGUUGAUUUCAUAAAAAGGAACCACUUUACCAAGUAAUAAUUAAAACUUAAAAUUUUAUCAAUUAUAACCAGAUUUCAGCUGGUUACUUUAACUCUUUCAGAGUUUAUUCAAAUUUAUUUCGAUGUUAUGGUGUACAAUUAAAUUCAAGCUUUCCAUCCUUUUUCGAACAACUCAAUUAUGGCCUGCUGCAUUCCUUGUGCUAUAAGUAAAACAAACAAUAACUUAAAAUACCUACCAAACAAUGUAUGUGCAUUAGAAAUUCUUGUUGUGUUUCCGUGAGCCUGGCGCCAUCUGUCUGUUGUUCUUAUGAGUUUUGUUAUUGAACGUACGAGCAUUGUUGUACCUAAGGCUAACAUUUAAAUAAGUCUUUUUCGGCGUUUACAACUCUUACACGACCGAUCUGCUCAACAUACUGACUACUCUUCAAAAAGUAAUGACAACUGAGUCAAAGAACAAAAAUAUGUUAUGUGUAUGAUAUUGUGUUUAUACGCUCAAAUACUUCCUUUCUCUCUCUAGUAGGAGAAGCAAAAGAGAAUUGCUAUAUAUAUAUUAUAUAACGGCCAAGGUUUUAUAAAGGCGAUUUUUGGUACAUAUUAAGGUCAAACGGCUGAAUGGAUUUUGGUGAAUGUGGCAUUAAUCGAAAGAUAUUUUUCCAGAGAAGCGACAAAUAUUUAGUUUUCCCUAAAAAAAGACAUGAGAACGAGAAAUUCAUUUUCAAUAAAAGGAGAAGAAGCAUAAAAGGACAUUGUUGUUGGGUUAUGGGUGUGAAUGCUAAUCCAUAAGUGGGAGUAUUAGUGGUGAAAGAUAGAGAAACAAGUGGUGCGAGAGAAAGAGUAUCACUAUUUAUAGUAGUCGAUGGUGCUAUGGGGGAGUGAUGUGCGUGGUCCUGCUCGGCAUGUUGGUCCGCCAAUUUUUGGAGACCCCGCUUUGUGCGGCAUUUGCAAUUUUGUUGUUGUUUGCAUGUAUACGAUAUCUAUUGGGAGGCUGCACAACAAAACAAAAAUUUUGUAACUUCAGUACAGGUCCUAUGCAGUAGAUGGGUUGGUGUCACUCUUUGUAUUUAAACUUGGAAGUGAAAAUGAAAAAGAUAGCCGGUUAUUAAUUAUUCUGCUUAGUCAAAUAAAUAAUUAUGUGACUAUAGACUCAUUGAACGAAAUAGUUGAUGGACAGUUUAAAGAAGUAAGGAAGAGGACCCAUAUCAUUAUUAUGUAAAAAAAUUAUUUAUUUAUGUUUGUAUGUCCAUAUAGACGACCUAAUCUUUUUUCUUGAAAAUUUCGCAGUGAAUAACGAUUCUGUGAUGAAAAAACAGAAUAUGUGGCAGGUCGCUUUUCCACGAACAUACCCGAAAAUUACAUGUCCGCUUUGGGGUUGUUAGAGGUAAUGCGACGAAAGGCGUGAUCAAAGCAAUAUGGUGUGUCAAAUGGAAGAUAUGAUGUCAUAUGCCUGGGGUCAUCACAGCCUCUAAAAGAAACGAUCAUGAUAAGGUAGCACUCAAUUGCGAGGAUUCAUCUUUCAGAGAGCCCUAAAUCCAAAAGGGCUUAACGGAACUAACCUAAUUAUGACAAUAUGGGCUCAAAUUCAAGAUAUAUAAGUGUGCAAACUUUAUAUCCAACUUUUUAGGCGAAGUAGCUUAAAUGCUGCCAAUCUUGAUAUUCAAUAAAGGGGUUUUAGAAGAAGGAUACAAACUGACACAUAACUUCAAGAAUGUAUUAAGUACCCACCUCUCUUUAAUUUAUGUUAUUUAGAAGUGAGAACAUAAAUAUUUUAUAUCAAGUAUUAGUAGAGUGCGAAUUCGAGGAGUGGUUUAUAAUUAGCCAUAAAAAAUUAUAAGAAUACAGACCCAGAACCGGUAUUUAACUUAUUUCCUACAUAUUUAUCUACAUUUGUGACUAUUUAAGACGUACAUUUUUGGUUUAAAAGCUUAAAUAUGAUUUUACUAGAUAUUUUGUUUUGGAAUAUUUGAUAAGAUUGAGUUUUGAAACUGAAAAAAUAAAUACAUAAGAUGAAAUAUGCAACUUCUCAAGUAUUUAUGACAUUAAUCAUAUGAAAGCAGCAGAAAAUGCAUACCGUAUUGGCAGACAAUUUUUGAUUUCCCGUUUCCUGCAGACUAUUUUUUGUUUCAAAUUUUACCUAUGAACAUUCCACUAAGGAACAGGGGCAAACUUUUCACAAAUCAAUGAGUGCAGUCUGAUUCAAGUCUAAGCUCAAUGAUAAGGGGCUUCCUUUUUUUAGCCGAGUUCGAAAGGCGUGCCGCAGUGCGACAUCUCUUUGAAGAGAAGUUUUACAUGGCAUAGUACCUCACAAAUGUUGCCAGCAUUAGGAGGGGAAAGCCACCGCUGAAAAUGUUUUCUGAUGGUCUCGCCAGGAUUCGAACCCAGGUGUUCAGCGUCAAAGGUGUACAUCCUAACCUCUGCGCUACGGUGGCCUCCACUACAAUCUUUUGCUACUCCAAAAUUUUUUGCUGAUUUUACUAAAAAAUUUGUCUGAGUGAAACUUUUUUGCAAUAUUGUACCGAAGAAGAACAAUCAAAAGGAGGACAUGUAGAUCACAAAUGUGUUUGAGAAGUUAAUUUUACAGAAAGUGAGGUAGCGAUGGACUUAUGUCCGUUCAAACAUGCUGUAGAGAGUCGUCUUGAAUAUUAUAAGAUUGCCUAGGGUUUGUGUACUAGCUGUAGUUGGUUCCAAAGUUUUAUUGAGCAUAUGGAAAUUUGCCAUUCAGAAAUCUUGGGGCGAUGACGUGGUAUGAUUAAGUUUUUCCUCUGGUGUACUGACCGAAUCUUGAGUAAUCAAAAAGAUACCUCGGUAUCUUUUGAUCUUUAAAAGAUUAUCGAAUCUAACUCCAUGUAGUUUCUUAAAUAUUUUGCUAUUGCAGGCAAUAGACGUACCUUAGAAUAGUUUUGCAUGUAAGGUUUAAGCGAUGAUGACUCCUUUUGUCGCAAGAUGCAAAUAGAUCACACCCGUAUUAUAAUUGGGGAACAAGAUAUAUUUUUUUGCUAGAAGUCAUAAGAUUGACUUCCAUAAAGUAUUCUAAGAAUUCCAUAUACUUUUCCUGCAGCCAUUUGCAAAUGGUUGUGUAAGGCGAAAAUUACUACAAGAUUUCUUACAUCUUUGAUAUCAUCAGUUGUCCGGUUAUUCCGAAUAAUUUCAUGAUGAAUUAUGGAAUGUUUUUGUUGGCCCAAUUAUGAACAUUAUGCAAGUCCUCUUUCAGCAGGACAAUAUUGGAUUGUAUUUGGAUUUAGGGCUACUUAGAUAUAGCUGCACAUCCUCAGCGUAUACAUGGAAGUUAGAGUGUAUUACAAGAUACUGGAGAUCUUGUUUGUACAUGCAGGGGAAGAAAGGUAAAAGAAUGGAGACUUAAAGAAAUAAACACUUUUGACAUUGAAGAUUUUUGAUUUUACAUUAAAGAAAUAUUCCUUAACCUUAGGCAAAAUUGCUAAAGAGUUUACAAGAAAAAAGUUUUAUUAUAAUGUUGCAGAGUUACAAUAAAAAUAAAACUUCGUUUUUUUUCCAAUUUCUAAGACCAAUUUUCGCAUAGCUUUGCCAAAGUUUAUAUAAAUACCAAUAUUUUCUGCUGAAAUAUUUAAUUUUCCCCUUUUUCCACCCAACUAAUUAUUUUGCAUACCUUAGUUAAUAGAUGCCUUUUAAUCAUACCCAGCGACAUACCAAACACUUCGUUAGAUAUUAAACCCCCGACCUGAUAUUCGGAGUUCACUAACAACUCAACAAAAUUAAGUUAUAACUUAAUUUUUAAGUGUUAUGUUACAAAUUUGUUGGCGGCAUGCGAAACAAACAUAAGCGUCUAUUGAAUG